UUACCUCCCUCCAUCCGCGUCUCGGCGACCGCUCGCGACAGUCGUGCCGCUCCACUGUCCGCGCGACAAAAUCUAUUCGCGCCAAAAAAGUUUGCGAAACCACUCAAACUAGUCCGAAAAGUUUAAUUAAGUGAUUGUAGUGAAUUCGUGAACAUACUACCGAAAUGUGCAGUGAGUGAUCAUACCAAUGCGACUCGUUUUUAACUCGGAAUGCCUGUUGCAUAGUUUACUUUGUUGUGCUGUAACAUUGUGAGCGAUGUGUACGGUUUCUGCAUAGUUGGUACUCGUGCUGUGAUGGGUGUGUGAGAAUUGUUGGUGCUAUUUGUUUGGUUUAGAAAACGAAUGAGAUGGCGACGUUUUGGAUUUCCCCGGCGACUUGGCUGCUGAUCUGUGCAGUACUAGGAGCACAGGCAGCCUCAGAGGUGCCCCACGACGCACGGGAGGGCGAUGACGUCACGCUGGAGUGCCGCUUCACGCCGCAGUCGCCAUCUGCCGAGCCGCUCACGUACUACUGGGUGCGGACCACGCCGCUCAUGCACGACAACGUGGCCAUCGGGAACAUACCCCUGCAGAGCAACUACCAGAUCCAAUACUCGCCGCAAGAAGGGCGCUACGACCUGCUGAUCUCCAACACGACGUACGAGCGCGACAACGGGCGCUUCGAGUGCCGCAUCAAGGCGGGCGGGUCCGGCCGCGUGGUCCACGCGCAGGCGUACGCGCUGGUGGUGCUGAUCCCCCCGCGCGCGCCGCUGCUCACCCCCGGCCCGCACGCGCAUGCGCAGGAGGCGCAUGACCUGCAUCUGUCGUGCUCGACGGUUGGCGGGUCGCCGGAUCCGACUAUCAAAUGGUACCGCGAGGGUUCCCCCUACCAGCUGGAGGCCAACGUGACGAGCGCCAGGUCCCGCAGCGAGCCCACCGUGUCCACCCUCUCCCUGAGCCCCACACGUGAUGAUGAUGGCGCCAUCUACCGGUGCGUGGUGUGGAACCGCGCCAUGAACGAGGGGGAACAGCUGGAGGCCACCGUGGAUCUUAGUGUUAACUACUACCCGCGCGUGGAAGUCGGCCCCGAGAACCCGCUGAAGGUGGAGAAGGACGCGUCGGCCGCCAUGGAGUGCAAGGUGGACGCCAAGCCCAAGGCCACGAGCGUGCGCUGGACGCGCUCCGGCAAGUUCGUGUCCAACUCGCUGGUGCACACGGUCCACGGCGUGACCCAGGCCGACGCGGGCACCUACACCUGCACCGCCGACAACGGGCUCGGCCGCACCGGCGAGGCCGAGCUACUGCUGGAUGUUCUCUACCCGCCCACCGUCACCGUGCAGUCCAAGACCUACGAGUCCGAGGAGGGCGGCUCCGUGGAGAUCCGCUGCGAUAUUGUAGCCAAUCCCGACCCCAUCUCCAUCGAGUGGCUCCUAGAAGGAAAACCAGACUUCCGCCAGAAAGGCGACACUCUCCUGCUCACGAGGAUCAACGCUGAAAUGGCCGGCACGUACACAUGCAGAGCCGUUAAUAUCAUCUCCACAUCGGAUGGCAAAAGAACAGAGCGCGUGGGGACGGCGUCAGUGGCGGUGCUGGUGCGGCACCGGCCCGGGCGCGCGCACAUCACGCCGGACAAGCCCGUGGCGCAGGAGGGCACGGGCGUGACGCUGACCUGCUCCGCCAGCCCGCCCGGCUGGCCCGCGCCGCAGUACCGCUGGUUCCGCGACACGGCGCCGCAGGACGCCAAGCCGGCCGUGCUGGCCACCGGCAACAAGUACACCAUCCCCAGCGCGCACCUCGGCAGCGAGGGCGUGUACUACUGCCAGGCCACCAACGAGCUGGGCCACGGCGACCUCGCCUCCGUCGCGCUCGAGGUGCACCAGCCGCCGCGCUUCCAGACUAAACUUCAGCCGCACACCACUAAACGCUCCGGAGAGAAAGACUUUUCCGUCACUUGCAGCGCUCUCGGGAAGCCUAAGCCGAACAUAAAAUGGUUGAAGGAUAACUUGGAGCUCAAGCCCGACCUUAACUUGUAUGAAGUUAAGACAGACAUCACGGAGGGGAGAAAUGCAGUUUUCAACGUGCAAAGUACGCUAAAGUUUAAUGGAAACGCGCGGCCUAACACAAACCAAUUGUUGCCGGAAGAUAGGGGAGUUUAUUCCUGCACAUUUGAGAACGAGGUUAAGAAACUUGAGUCUUCCAUGCAUCUAAGGAUUGAACAUGAACCUAUUGCAAUCAAACAGAAACAUAAAGUAGCUUAUGACGUAUCCGAGACGGCAGACAUCGCGUGCCGCGUGCUCGCCUACCCGAAGCCCGAGUUCCAGUGGUUCUUCGGCUCCAACACCGCGCCGCUGCAGAUGUCCUCGGAGGGACACUACGAGAUCAACACCACCUCCAACAACAACGACUCCUACUUAUCAGUUUUAAAGAUAAAGAAUAUCAAAUCGCAAGACUACGGGGAAUACUACUGUAAAGUGCAGAACUCCCUGGGGACAAUCAGGCCGCAGAUUCGGUUGCAGGCGAAAGGUUCGCCCGACACGCCGCGCAGUCUGACGAGUAUAAAAGUUGGGCCGACGUUCGUGACGCUGAACUGGGAGGCGGGCUUCGACGGCGGGCUGUCAAGCACGAAGUACUUCGUGAUGUACAAGCGCGUGGGCGGCGCGGGCGGCGCGGCGGGCGCGGGCCAGCAGUGCGCGGCCGAGCGCAGCCACGACUCCGACUGGAUGGAGUACGACUGCGGCCGCGCCAACCCCUGCAACGUCACCCGCCUCGACCAACACGACAACUACUUAUUCAAGGUGAAGGCAGUGAACACGAAGGGUCAGAGUAACUACUCGAAUGAGAUAACGGUGACGACGAAGGUGGACACUAUUCCGGCACCGGAGCAAGUCACUUACGACCCGGCGACGAGGACCGUUGCGUUCAGCGUGGGCCCCACGUGCCUGGCGCUGGUGGGCGUGGCCGAGGGGCUGUCGGCGCCGCACCACCAGGAGCCCAAGUGGCAGGUCGUGGACACCGUGCAGGUCAACCUCCUCGGCAACGCACCCACGUUCCAGGAAGCACAGAUCGAGUACCCGCAGGCAUCGACGAAGCAGAGUCGCAACGGAGGCCGAAGCGUGUCGGACGCGCCUCUGGACGAGUUGAACCCGCGGCUGAAGCUCAAGCUGUGUCUGCGCAUCUCGCCCGACCACUGCAGCGACUACACCGAGGCUGAGAUUGGCCCGUCGUACAUCAAGGAGGCGUCAGCUCUGACGGUACCGAAGGUGAUCGCCUUUGUGGUGUCGAGUCUUGCGUUCCUGCUGUUCCUGAGCCUGAUCUUCGUGUACUGCCGGUGCAAGAAGAACGUGAAGCAGAAGGACAGCGGCAAGGACUACGAGACCGACUCCAUGCGGCCCUCCAUGGUGACUCAGCAGAACCAGGCGCCGCCGCCCUACUACGCUAGCACGGGAAUGGAGAACAAAGCGCUGGAAAUGUACCAGCCAAUGGACGACUCCAAGAGCGCAGUGUACGCGUCGCAGGGCGGCUUCCGCUACCACGUGGCGCCGCACUCCGCGCAAAACCUCACCAAUGCCGACUGGCGCAACGAGGCUUACAUCGAGCACAGCUACACCAACUCUAACAACGCGGGCAGCGUGCACUCCCAGGAGUCGCUAUGGCAGAUCAAGCUAGUGCCGCCGACCAAUGGCGUGGUGGGGAUGCCACCCCCACACCAGAUGAUGGACCGACAGAGCAACUACGAGUAUAACGCGAUAGGCCGCGGGGGGUACGGCAACAUGGACGACUAUGAGACCUACCCCCACAUGGCGCCGCAGAAUGGGCCCGAUGCGUACAACAGGAGCAGUCAGAAUCCGUCCAGACAAGACUACUGCUCCGAUCCCUACGCGUCCGUGCACAAGCCUAAAAAACGCAUGGAGCAACAUAUGGAGUCCCAAUACCACGAAGUGAGCGGUCUCCCAGAGGCUUACGGCGGCAGCGGGGGUGAGCCGAGCGUGGCGGGGGGUGAGGAGAAGCCCCCCCACCUGUCCGUCAGUUAUGAUGAGAGCCUGGAGUCAGGGUACUCCACCCCCAACUCGAGGGCCCGACGGGUUAUCAGGGAGAUUAUUGUCUGAAGAACGCCUUUAGCCCCUUACCAGUAAAAACAGACUGACAAUUUCUAGGAAGCCUUCAUUGGGAAGUGUUUUCAGUUAAUUUUAAAUAGGCACUAAAAACGUGUUUUCCGCUUUUUUGUUUUAGUAAACACAUACAUCUUUCUUAUAUAAUAUGGAAUACUAAGUACAUUAUUGAAUUUCACUUCCCAACGGAGUUUUUGGGAAAAACAAGCAAUCUGUGAGUUGGUAUGGUGGCUAUGUGGCUGAUCAAUUUAUGGUGCACGAUUAUAAUGAACUUAUGGACUCUGAGAAGUCAAUCUUAGCAUAAGGACCGGACUUUUAACGCAUGUAUUACAAAUAAAUCGGAUUAUCUCUUGCAAACUAUGUUAGUAACUUGCAAAGAUAAGUAAGAAACAUGGAAUAACCGAAGUCAUUCGUUUCAGUCGAUAAACUAAUGAUACGAAACAGUUUUUUUUAACGUCAUGAAAGUGUUAUUUCAUUAUUUUAUGUAAAUAUAGGUAAGCCCUAAUUUGAUAUUAGACUUAUUAAUGUAUGACUGUCUUCACAAAAACUACACACUGCACAUUUUGCAUUGUGUUUAAUAGAUUUAAAAAACUACCUAAUAAAUACAUCGAAUAUACUAUUUUAUUCAAUUUAAAAAUCAUUUUCAACUGAUCUCUUGUUGCCCAUCUGCACUUGAAUAUAAUGUCUAUAACUUCUUUCCACUAUAAGUUCGAUAGGUCUGGUCAACGAAAAAUAGACAGUGACAACAAAUGUAGAAGGUGGAUAAAUUGAGAAAUACUCAGUGAAUAGUACCUAUGUACGUAUGGUAUUAUACAGGUGUUGCAUAAGUGGUUUCUAAGCCAAAAGGAGGUGAAUCUAAGAGUCUUUCUGAACAACUUUAAUUCUACAACUUUUGGAAAUUCGUGAAAAAAAAACUAAGAACCUAAGUAUGUAUAGUUCCCAUAGUAGCAAGACUAGCAAGUCACGCGACCAAAAAAUUUCGAGUUCGCGAAUAUUCAAGUGUCGUAACUAGAGCACAAGUUUGUACUUUGGGCUUAGUAUACAACUAUUGCAACAUCCUGUAUAGCAACUAUUUUUUUUAUAACGAUAGUGCAUUCGACGUAAGAACUUUGAAGUCACUAUCGUUUUGGAAACGAUGAAUAGGUAAUGCGAGUGCAGCUUUUAACGGCACACCAUUGUAAAUCAUUAGACUCACACACUAUGAAGGAAGUGUUUAUCAAUUUAUCUAUUUAUGCACCUUGACUUGACCUUUAUUUAAGCACAUCAAUGGCCAGAUCGGUUAAAGAGAUAUUGUUGAAAGUAAGAACCUAAACCUAUACAACCGAUGUGUUGUGAUGUUGUGUCAAUUGUGAUAAAAUAAACAAACAUGAUAUUUAUGUUAAUGCUUUAAAUUAUCAUAGAAAGUAUGUAGGUUCAAAUGUCCACUUCAUUGUCUGCUUAUUGAAACUAAAAAGUUAUACCGAUAUCACAUUCCACGGGGAAAGACAUCUGAUACAAACACUAUUUACUUAACACUCUAUUGAUUAUAUUUUUAGCGAUCUGUUAUAUCGAUUCAUGUGACAUAAUGUCAAAAUUGGACCGACAUUUUAAUACAAAACAAAUGAAUUCGCCGUAUUAUAUGCAUAAUGAUGUUGAUAAUUGGUAAAACCUACAUGACUUUUUAAUUUUACAGCGCACGUGAAUUUAAUAUUGCUCUGGGCCCUAAGUGUAGGUUUUUUAUUACCGAUCGAGAAGUGAAAUUCAACGCAGAAUAAAUUGUAUACCGUGGAGCUAGUACAGCUUACUUACGACUUUCCCCGCGCCAUACAAAUUCACGUCGAAUGGUGUAAAAACUCACACUCAGGGCCCUGAAGCUAUGACGUUAUAACGAAUCUCGUUAUCGAUAUUUUAUGGUAUAAAAA
This is a messenger RNA of Plutella xylostella (diamondback moth), 5989 nucleotides long. It is a transcript of the gene ed, whose product is annotated as hemicentin protein echinoid. Gene Ontology annotation, molecular function: cell adhesion molecule binding. Gene Ontology annotation, biological process: cell-cell adhesion. The record is from RefSeq and is a predicted model, not a curated record. NCBI's taxonomy places the organism in Eukaryota, Metazoa, Arthropoda, Insecta, Lepidoptera, Plutellidae. Gene Ontology annotation, cellular component: cell-cell junction; plasma membrane.